CUACAAGCACUAUAAAGCUGCUGCAUAUGCCCAGUGUCAGCAGAUUUUCCUUCCAAGUCUGCAGUGUGUGUGUCUGGGGAUCUGAGUGCACCCGAAAGAGAAUCUGGCAAAUAUGGCGAAAGCUGUUCCGUGCCAGACAUUAAACAAUGGCCACAAGAUACCGAUGGUAGGACUCGGCACUUGGCAGAGCUUACCUGGACAGGUGGAAAAUGCCGUGAAAUACGCGUUCGAAGUUGGCUACCGUCAUGUGGACUGUUCCUUGGUGUACCAAAAUGAAGCUGCAGUGGGAGAAGGGAUCAAAGCAGGUCUCGCAUGUACCAAGGGUUUAAAACGAGAAGAUAUAUUUGUCACCUCUAAACUGUGGAAUACCAAACACCACCCUGAUGAUGUGGAAGACUCCUUGAGGAACACACUGAAAGACCUCAAGCUGGACUAUCUGGACCUGUAUCUUAUGCACUUUCCGAUUGCAUUCACGAGAACAGAUACCAUCUUCCCAAUAAACCCAGAUGCGACACUGCAGUAUGAGUAUACGGACUACAAGGAUACAUGGAGAGUCAUGGAGAAGAUGGUAGAGAAGGGGCUGACCAAGUCCAUUGGUCUGGCCAACUUUAACAGAAGACAAAUUGAUGAUAUCCUCAGCAUCGCCAAAAUAAAGCCGGUUGUACUGCAGGUGGAGUGCCACCCAUACCUGGCUCAGAACGAGCUGAUUGCUCACUGUCAUGCCAAAGGGCUCGUUGUCACUGCGUACAGUCCGCUGGUUUCUCCAGCCCGAACUUGGAAAAAGCCAGGGGAACCUGAUUUGCUGGAGGAUCCAUGCAUUGUGGGGCUUGCCAAAAAAUAUGGCAAAUCGCCAGCCCAGAUCGUUCUCAGGUGGCAGGUGCAGCGUAAGGUUGUUGUCAUCCCAAAAAGUGUCACCCCUGCUCGGAUUCUGCAGAAUAUCCAGCUGUUUGAUUUCAGUCUAGCCGAGGAGGACAUGAAAAAAAUUGGAGCCCUUAACACAAACACGAGAUAUAUGGUUCCAGAAUUUUCGGUGGAUGGAAAGACUGUUAGAAUGGACCCCAAGUACCCCUAUUAUCCAUUUAAUGAUCCAUACUGAGACCAUUCCGAAGCUGAGCACGCAUAACAAGCCCCAUGUGAUCUCUGCUACAGCCUCUGUGUAUUCCUAUGCAGCCUGCCCAGGCCUAGAAGCAGUCACCGCUUUUGUGUCUCUGUACCGUGUAACUAUCGCUGCGCCGCAUUUCCAGACCGGACCCGAUAUCCAGACUAUGCAAUAAAUGACCCUUGUUUGCAAUGUAGUUUUCUGGCUGCAAUUCUUUUAUAAAAGCAAAGAGCAUUAUAA
Molecule: messenger RNA, 1339 nt
Organism: Pseudophryne corroboree (corroboree frog)
Lineage: Eukaryota; Metazoa; Chordata; Amphibia; Anura; Myobatrachidae
Product: aldo-keto reductase family 1 member A1-like
Exons: 9
Coding region: 113-1096 (327 amino acids)
Cellular component (GO): cytosol
Molecular function (GO): aldose reductase (NADPH) activity
Source: RefSeq, a predicted model, not a curated record